AUGCAAUUCACUCUCAUCGGCCUUUCCUACUACUUCGUCAUCGUGAUGCCAAUCACGACGAAGGAUCAUUCCACAACAACUGGGCCAAUGAUGGCAGGAUUCCCCGAGGCCCCAGACGAAGACGGGGACACGGGAAGACGUCCCCGCAAACCCGGGCAGGCCCCGUCCUACUGGAGCCUGCGCGGGGCCGGGAUCUCGGGCGCCCCCCGCCUCCCUCCGAGAUGCGGGUCUGCAGACCGCAGGGACCCCGGGGGAGGGCGGGGGGGUCUCCCGCCGCAGUUGGGGCGCGCACGGAUCCCCUGGAGAGACCCCAGCCCCCGGGGCGCUGGGGAGGGCGCGCCUUCCCCCCAAGCCAACCCCCCAGGCCGCCCGGCCCGGCUUCCGGGAGCGCCCGACGCGGCGCGCACGAACCUGCCACCCCCCACCCCCCACCCCCGGCCAGGGCGCGCGGGACCCCCUGGCGACCCCGGCCCCCGGGACGCGCGGAGCGGGCGGGGCACUGGAGAGGGCGCGCCUCCUCCCACCGCCAAGGCCGCCCGGCCCUGCUUCCGGGAGCGCCCGACGCGCCCGCCUCCCCGCGCCCAUUCCCAGCUCCGCCCCAAACCUGGGGGUCCCCUCCACGGGCGGAGGGCGCGCCCCGGGCCCGGCGGCGCGGUCCCCGGCCAGCUCCCCGCAGCUCCGCCCGGCCCGCGCGGCCCCGGCCCCUCGCCGCCUCCCCGGGCCCCUCCCCGGCCGCUGACCUGGCUCCACGAAGCCCCGGACGCACCGGCGCAGCAGCUGCGCCAGGAUCAGCGCCGCGCCCACCGCGUACACCCGCAGGGCCGCCCGCGCCGCGGACAAAGGCGACAUGGCUGCCCCCGCCGCCGCCGCUUCCGCGGGACUCGGAGCUCCGGGCCGGACGGCGGAAACGCGCCCGCGCCGAUCAUAGACCCCAGGGACCACCACCCGGACUCCAGGACCACCACAGCCCCCAGGAUCAUGGACCCCAGGGACCCCUGA
Molecule: messenger RNA, 999 nt
Organism: Dama dama (fallow deer)
Lineage: Eukaryota; Metazoa; Chordata; Mammalia; Artiodactyla; Cervidae
Product: basic proline-rich protein-like
Exons: 4
Coding region: 1-999 (332 amino acids)
Source: RefSeq, a predicted model, not a curated record